This is a messenger RNA of Nematostella vectensis (starlet sea anemone), 1736 nucleotides long. Its product is annotated as clusterin-associated protein 1. The coding region runs from base 13 to 1320 and encodes 435 amino acids. The transcript is spliced from 11 exons. The record is from RefSeq and is a predicted model, not a curated record. Gene Ontology annotation, cellular component: intraciliary transport particle B; cilium; centrosome. NCBI's taxonomy places the organism in Eukaryota, Metazoa, Cnidaria, Anthozoa, Actiniaria, Edwardsiidae. Gene Ontology annotation, biological process: cilium assembly.
UUUAGAUAGGAGAUGGUUGUCAUGGCAACACGAGCAACGCUGGGUCAGCGGAAACAUGGUCGAGUAUGCGCACAUCUCGCGAACGGACCAAAUAACACACAAAAAUUAAUCUUCAAAAUGUCGUACAGGGAUUUGCGAAAUUUCACGGAAAUGAUGAGAUCGUUGGGGUAUCCAAGGCUGAUAUCCAUGGAGAAUUUUCGCUCACCAAACUUUGCUCUUGUCGCUGAAGUACUAAUAUGGCUAGUAAAAAGAUAUGAUCCUAAUGUGGAGUUGCCAAUGGACGUCGAGACUGAACAAGACAGAGUUCUGUUUAUCAAGGCUGUUGCUCAAUUCAUGGCAACCAAGGCCCACAUCAAGCUGAACACCAAAAAGCUGUAUGGAGCUGACGGUUAUGCUGUCAAGGAACUUCUCAAGGUCACCAGCGUACUCUACAAUGCAAUGAAGUCUAAUGUGACGGAUGACGAGGCUGAGCCGUCAGACGUUACCUCACUAACAUUUGACAUUUCUUCAAGGAUCAGUGACCUGAAAGCAUCAAGGCAACUUGCCUCUGAGAUUACAACAAGGGGUGCUGCCCUUUAUGAUCUGCUGGGACACGAGGUGGAGCUCCGUGACAUUCGGACGAGAGCUAUCGCCAAACCAUUGGAGGUGAAUGAGCUGGAAAAUGGUAUCAAGAAAAGCAUAUCACUGGCACAGGAUGACAUCAGAAAAACAACUCAGAUGCUGGACAACAUUGCAUCAGAUGAGGCGAAUCUGGAGGCCAAAAUUGACAAGAAAAAGCAGGAGCUGGAAAGGAAUCAGAAGCGACUACGCAGUCUUGAAAGUGUCAGACCGGCAUUCAUGGAUGAAUAUGAAAAACUCGAAGAAGAAUUAAAGAAAGUCUAUGAGACAUAUAUGGAGAAACAUAGAAAUCUGUCGUACAUGGAACAGCUGCUAGAUGACGUAAACAGAGCAGAACAGGACCGCUUUGAGGAAACCGAAGCAAAGAGCCUGCAGGAGAGAUUACAGGAGGAGGAGCGUAGAAUGGCGCCGGGCAACGAGCUAGGAGGCCUAGACGUGGAGGAUGGCGAGGACGAGAUCGUCCUGGACGCAGGGAACAAGCAAAACAAUAGACCAGGUGAAGGCAAGCGUGUUUUCGGCUCCAUGGGUGAUGACAUCGUUGAUUCAGAUGAGGACGAGAGCGGUUCCUUGUCAUCUGGUGACAGCGAGAUCGGCGUGGAUGACGAUGAUGACUUGUUGGAUGAUGAUGAUGUGGGUGAGGGUGGAGUCGACGGAGAACAGCAAUCAGAAGGCAGCCUUAACGACAGCGACAAUGACUUCUAAGUCUCUCGCAGAGUGUCUCGGCGAAAAUCACUUAUGUACCUGAAGACAAUGACUACACUAUCCGAGUAUGAAGCCCUUGGUGACUAUCAUUCAAAUUUUCAGACACCAAAGACAAUGUCUUUUAAUCCUCUCACAGUAUAGCACUGAAUCACUGGAUAACAAUCCUGUGUACAGCACCCAAAGACAGUGAUUACUUAACACCCUGCAUCCAAGCACUUUGCCUCGGAACUACACCAGCUCGACAUCAAGACAACUCACCUCUACCAUCACCAAACAGAACUUGAAGUACAAAAUGAGUUUAUUAUUGGUUAAAUUGCUAAUAGGUGGCUUGAACUAUGUCCGUACUGUCUUGUGUUAUGAUCAGUCUUAUCAGUAUUUUUCUAAAAUACGAAAAUAAAAACAAUGUUUGCCUCGUU